Molecule: messenger RNA, 258 nt
Organism: Penicillium alfredii
Lineage: Eukaryota; Fungi; Ascomycota; Eurotiomycetes; Eurotiales; Aspergillaceae
Product: PPP1R11/YPI1 family protein
Exons: 1
Coding region: 1-258 (85 amino acids)
Cellular component (GO): nucleus
Molecular function (GO): protein phosphatase 1 binding; protein serine/threonine phosphatase inhibitor activity
Source: RefSeq, a predicted model, not a curated record
AUGUCCCGCACACGCCAGCCCAUGAUGUCCAACUCGCAACCCCAGACCACCACUGAAGCGCCUUCAGAUUCUUCCGUUGUCCAGGUCUCAGGGACUCUGCGAUUAAGAGGAGAUGAUACGCCAGCAGAGACGAGUGGUGAGCCAUCGUCAGCUCGCCACAUCCGAUGGGGUGAGGAUGUGAUUGAUAACGAAGGGAUGGGAAAGAAAAGCUCCAAAGGUAAAUUUGCCUCGUGUGCCACGGACCAUCCGACCCUCUGA